This is a messenger RNA of Poeciliopsis prolifica (blackstripe livebearer), 1757 nucleotides long. RefSeq names its product solute carrier family 7 member 6 (gene slc7a6). Gene Ontology annotation, molecular function: L-amino acid transmembrane transporter activity. The transcript has 10 exons. Lineage: Eukaryota; Metazoa; Chordata; Actinopteri; Cyprinodontiformes; Poeciliidae. Gene Ontology annotation, biological process: amino acid transmembrane transport. The coding region runs from base 184 to 1671 and encodes 495 amino acids. Gene Ontology annotation, cellular component: membrane. The record is from RefSeq and is a predicted model, not a curated record.
AGCAGCAGGCUGUUGUUUACUGGCUGCAGAUGGAUCAGCUGUGAGGGCCGCCGGUCAUUAACACCAGCAGGAAAUAAUAAUUAGAAGGGGAAAAAACAGCUGAGGGCGUGCCCAAGGUUGUCAAUUAGGAACUAAGGGGCAGAAUCAUUCCGGUGCAGGUCCCACUGGUUCAGCUCCACCAUCAUGGCCGGCGGUGAAGGACCCGACAAGUCGGAUGGCACUGCCAGUCAGUCUUCCUCUUGUCAGGAUCAUUCCAAAGAACACAUGAAGCUCAAGAAGGAGAUCUCGCUUCUCAAUGGGGUCAGUUUGAUCGUGGGAAACAUGAUCGGCUCUGGCAUCUUCGUCUCCCCCAAGGGGGUGCUCAUCUACAGCACCUCCUACGGGUUGUCUCUAGUCAUCUGGGCCAUUGGGGGACUGUUCUCGGUUGUUGGCGCCCUCUGCUAUGCUGAGCUGGGCACCACAAUCACCAAAUCAGGGGCUUCGUAUGCAUACAUCCUGGAGUCAUUUGGUGGCUUCAUUGCAUUCAUUCGAUUGUGGACGUCACUGUUGAUCAUUGAACCCACCAGCCAGGCCGUCAUAGCCAUUACGUUUGCAAACUACCUGGUGCAACCACUGUUCCCAACUUGUGAGCCCCCAUACACAGCAUCCCGCCUCGUCGCUGCUGCAUGCAUAUGUUUACUGACAUUCAUAAACUCUGCUUAUGUAAAGUGGGGUACCCGUGUACAGGACAUCUUUACCUAUGCAAAGGUGGCGGCGCUCAUCGUCAUUAUCAUUACUGGUAUUGUCAGGCUGUGCCAGGGCUACACAGACAACUUCAAGUCAUCCUUCCAGGGCUCGUCCACAGACCCCGGUGAUAUUGCUUUGGCCUUGUACUCGGCACUCUUCUCAUAUUCUGGUUGGGACACGCUCAACUUUGUGACAGAAGAGAUCAAAAACCCAGAGAGGAACCUACCGCUGUCCAUUGCCAUCUCUAUGCCCAUUGUCACCAUCAUCUACAUUCUCACCAACGUGGCCUACUACGCUGUUCUGGAUGUCAGUGCCAUACUGGCCAGCGAUGCUGUAGCAGUGACAUUUGCAGAUCACACACUGGGUGUCAUGAACUGGAUCAUCCCCAUUGCUGUAGCGCUGUCCUGUUAUGGGGGCCUAAAUGCUUCCAUUAUAGCUGCUUCAAGGUUGUUCUUUGUAGGGUCUCGGGAGGGUCACCUUCCAGAUGCUCUGUCCAUGAUCCAUAUUCAGAGAUUCACUCCAAUCCCUGCGCUGAUUUUCAAUUGUAUCAUGUCACUGAUCUACCUCACAGUGGAAGAUGUCUUCCAGCUCAUCAACUACUACAGCUUCAGCUACUGGUUCUUCAUGGGCCUGUCUGUCGCCGGGCAGAUCUACCUUCGCUGGAAGCAGCCUGACAGACCCAGACCUCUCAAACUCUCACUGUUUUACCCCGUGGUGUUCUGCCUGUGUGCCGUCUUCCUGGUGGCAGUUCCUCUGUACAGUGACACCCUGAACUCCCUGAUCGGGAUCUCAAUCGCCCUGUCUGGUGUUCCCGUCUACUUCCUGGGCGUCUAUCUGCCGGAGUCCAAAAGACCUCCGGUUAUCAUCAAGCUGCUGCGUUUUCUGACUUUCUUCACCCAGUACUCCUGCUUCUGUGUACUGACAGAGACGGACAAAACCCAGUAGCCUGUUUCUCCACACAGGAAACUGCUGGGAAACAAGCAGCUUUCAUCUUUUGUACUGUUCACCAUGCUGCUGCCAUGCACUGAAAA